CUCCCUUAUCAUUAGAGAUUAUAGUUAUGCAAUGUGUUGAUAUAUUUCCCUCAAAUGGGCAGUUGAUAAAAUGGCUUGUUUUAAUACACUUUCGAGAAACUGUAGGUUACUAGUGAAAAGUUCUAAAUGUAUAUACAGUAAUCAAAGAUCUUACUCUGUUGAUGACACAAUAUUUGGUUUAAAUGAUGAGGAAAAACAAUUGAGGGAGACUGUUCACAAUUUUUGUCAGAAAGAGUUAGCACCAUUUGCAGCUCAGAUCGACCAAGAUGAUAAUUUUCAUAAUUUAAGGGAUUUCUGGAAAAAGCUGGGAAACCUUGGAGUUCUUGGAAUCACUGUGGCACCAACCUAUGGAGGAAGUGGGGGCAAAUAUCUAGAUCAUGUCAUUAUUACUGAAGAAAUCUCUCGAGCCUCUGCCAGCAUAGGCCUUUCUUAUGCAGCUCAUUCUAACCUUUGCGUUAAUCAACUUAAUCUGAAUGGCAAUGAGGAGCAAAAGCAGAAAUAUCUGCCAAAGCUGUGCUCUGGUGAGCAUAUUGGUGCUUUAGCAAUGUCUGAACCCAAUGCAGGAUCUGAUGUCGUAUCUAUGAAAUUAAAGGCUGAGAAGAAAGGUGACUAUUAUGUUCUUAAUGGUACCAAAUUCUGGAUUACCAAUGGCCCAGACGCUGAUGUUCUAAUAGUAUAUGCUAAAACAAACCCCAACUCGGAAAAACCACAACAUGGGAUUUCAACUUUCAUUAUCGAAAAAGGAAUGGAAGGUUUUAAAUGCGCUCAAAAGUUAAACAAAGUUGGGAUGCGUGGAUCUAAUACGGGUGAACUAGUAUUUGAAGAUGUCAAAGUACCUGCCAAAAACAUGAUUGGGAAAGAAAAUAAAGGAGUCUAUGUCCUCAUGUCAGGUUUGGAUCUGGAAAGGCUAGUGAUCAGCGGCGGCCCUUUAGGUAUAAUGCAAGCAUGUUGCGAUGUAGCCUUCGAUUAUGUUCACAACAGAACUCAGUUCAAUCAACCUAUUGGAACAUUUCAACUGCUACAGGGAAAAAUAGCUGAAAUGUAUACAUCAUUAAGUGCAUGUAGGAGUUAUGUAUAUAAUGUUGCUCGGGCUUGUGAUGUUGGGCAUAAAAACAGGAAAGACUGUGCUGGAGCUCUGAUGUUUUCAGCUGAAUCAGCAACCAAGGUAGCCAUUGAUGCGGUUCAGUGCCUUGGUGGAAAUGGGUAUACUAAUGACUACCCAACUGGAAGAUUCCUCAGAGAUGCCAAACUGUAUGAAAUUGGGGCUGGAACAAGUGAAGUUCGCCGUCUGGUUAUUGGUCGAGCAAUCAAUGAAGAAUAUUUAAAAUAAGUUAACAUAUUUUAUGAAUCUCUACAUUCUAAAAUUCCUAUUAAAAUUAUUUUAUUUUUUAAAAUAUAUUACUUUAAUGACGUUUCA
Messenger RNA from Nezara viridula (southern green stink bug), 1417 nucleotides. The record is from the annotation of a GenBank genome assembly. Lineage: Eukaryota; Metazoa; Arthropoda; Insecta; Hemiptera; Pentatomidae.